This is a messenger RNA of Leptidea sinapis, 3177 nucleotides long. RefSeq names its product scavenger receptor class B member 1-like. Gene Ontology annotation, molecular function: scavenger receptor activity. NCBI's taxonomy places the organism in Eukaryota, Metazoa, Arthropoda, Insecta, Lepidoptera, Pieridae. The record is from RefSeq and is a predicted model, not a curated record. Bases 101 to 886 code for a protein of 261 amino acids. Gene Ontology annotation, cellular component: membrane; cytoplasm. The transcript has 7 exons.
CUGUGAUUCUCGUGUGUUUGUCAGUCCUCAUACGACAUAUGUCUCUCUGAUAUUACUGCGCUGUUUCACUUAAGAUAUAUCUAUACUUGUGUACCUGAAAAUGAAACCAAACAAUAAUGGCUGCGAGGGACUUGGAAAAACAACAUCUAGUAGACUUACAUUAUGUAUGGUGUUGGGUUCUCUUUUGAUCGUCGUCGGCGCUUUGUCCCUUGUUAACAACUCUCUUCACAUAAUAGCCAAAUACUUGACCAGAAUGUCGCCCGGUACCAUGUUCUACGAUAUACUUAACCAGCCAAACAUCCCUGGCGCGUACGUCCACACCUAUAUCUUCAACGUCACCAACGGCGACAAAUUCCUAUCAGGUGAAGAUCACAACCUGAAAGUUGAAGAAGUUGGACCAUUUACAUACCAGGAACUCCGAACAAAUCAAGAUUUUGAAUUGGACGAAGAAGCAGGUGUGAUGCGCUACACCCCAAACAUCACGACCCGUUUCAUUCCUGAACUUUCUAUCGCAGACCCCAAAGAUGUAAACGUGACUGUUCCUAAUAUUGCGAUGUUGGCCAUGACUUCAUACAUAUCGUCGUUUCCCUCCUGGUCUCGCGCCACCUUCAACUUACUCGCCAACAGGUUGAACUCCAAGUCAAUGAUGGAAGUGGACGUCUACAGCUACCUCUGGGGCUACAAGGAGCCGCUCAUCCAGCUCGUGCAUACGGCGCUGCCCGGAUGGAUCACUUUCGCUAAAAUGGGCAUAUUGGAUAGACUGUACGAUAGUGGCAAAGUGAGAUUAGAGCUUGGGGCAAAAAAUGAAGACAAGUUCCUGAUAAAGAAGAUUAAUGGUGAAGGGGGCCUCACAGAGAUCGGCUACGCGGACCCUAGCAGGAGGUGAAUAACGUCUGAAAUUAAACACGCUUUUUAUCUCUCGGCUGAACUUCGAAGUUAUAUAUUGAUGUUGAUGUUUGCAACUGUAUUGAUGGACUACUUAUACUCUAUGGUAAUAUGCAUUACGUUGUUAUCUCUUCAUCAGGAUAUUUCUUUAGUUAAUAAUUAUGAUUUUCGAAAACUGAAAAAAAAAAAUAGAAAUAUGUGGUGACUUCUUGUAGUAAGUAUCUUUAAGUAUCGAAAGAGUCUCCUAGUUAGUCGAAAGUUUUCAAUUUUCUUAGCGGGAAGUUAAAAAUUGUAUACAAUAACAAAACGAGUUUUCAUCAGAUCUCGACGUUUUAAGGUCCUCGGAAGCUUCCCUAACUUUUCCCGCGUUGGCCCUGAGUAUUCUAUUAAUUGAGACUCAAAGAUUCUGGCUUCAAAAACUGCGUUGAUUGCCGCCAACCACGUGAAAAUCGGUUCAUUCAUUCAAAAGUUAUUGCCGUUUGGUAAUCAAAAUAGUGUUAUAUUAAGCUUUUAUCAGACAUGAUUUUCAGAAUGAUUUUUUCAAAUUACUGCGAAAUUUAAUGUCUGAUCAAAUGCAUAUUCUGAGUUUUUUUAUAAAGAGCUCAAAAACAUCGAACAGCUACUAACUCUUUGAGAUUGAAGAGCUCAAAAUCGUCAUAAGUACAAUUUGAAGAGAUUAGGUAUGGAAUUAGCGGUAAGAUGCAGGGAUGGCAUUUAGGGUCAACCGUUUUGCUAUUUUUUUUAUAUGAAUAAUUUAUGAUCUGCUGUAUCCAUGACCAUAUUAUUUAUAUUUAGUUUUAUUCCUCAUCCUUCACUAGACCUGAACCCUUCUGCGGUGUCGGAGAAUCCCUAAUCCGUAGAAUAUCGAAGAAUCAGGAAACUCGCGAAGCAGCUAAUCAUUGGCUUACGUUACUAGGCAGGCUACAGGCUACAAUCGGGGGCGAUCCAGGUUUAUCAUAACUUAGCAGCCAUUUACGAACCCUCAUAGAUUUCCUCACUAGACACUGCAAACUUAAAUGUCACUUGGCAAAAAUAGGCCUCAGUGAACCCAGACUAUGUAGAUUUUGCCAAGAGGUCUACGAAGACAGCAUCCUACUGGAGUGUGACGCCAUCGCCGCAGUGAGGGCGUCACCCCCACCCCACUUGUGCCUGAGGAUGCUGUGCCCUUUAAAAGUCAUAGGCCUGGAGGAUGUGAUUUAGCUAUGCAAGGUAACACAAAUAUGGCUACAUAUGACCAUAAGGUUAUGUUUGUGUUAAGUACCUAUAGGUUGGAAGACAGAGCCAACGCGCUGGCAAUCACCCUUCAAGGACACAAAAAGGUCAGAGUUUCUUAUUUUAAGUAAAUAAUAAUAUUUUUUAUCACUGUACUACUUUAGUCAGAAAAUUAUCUUCAUGUUUAUUAUAUCAUUCUUAAAGAAGACCCCGAAUAUGAGACGUGUACUAUAUAACUGGUCUCACUUAAUAAUCGCUCGUUGCUUUUUUACAAAGCUUUGUUAUUGGUUCUAUAGCAAAUAACAUUUAUUACUUUUACAGUGUGUUAGUUUAGAACAUAAAUAUAAAACAAUUUAAAAUAUAAAAAGCUUAUUCGACGUACAGUCCUUUAAACGUUGAGGCCAGUUAUCAAUAGAAGCACGCACACUUUCCAUGGGAAAAUUCUUCACUGCCAAUCGUACGGAUUGUUUUAGGGACUCCAAAUUAUCAUGGCGUUUAGAGCAGGCCGUACUCUCUAAAACUGAAUAUAAAUCAUAGUCCAACCAAUACUUCGUAGACCGAGCUUUAUGACCCGGCGCCGAGUCUUUCUGGAAGGACAAUUCUUGGUUAUUAGACUUCACUACCUUCUCAGGAAUAGUAUCUUGAUAUGCUUGUGCCGAUGUUUUGAUACCUUUUUCACAAAAGUAUGUCUCAGCCACUCCUUCAUAGCUAAUCCAUCAAAAUCCGCCAAACCAUCACUGAAGUCGGAUAGUGCCCACGUUGCAUUCUGUCGACUAAUUGGAAAGCUUCCUUAGAUCUUUGAGCAUAUAUACGGUCAUUGUUUGUUAAAAUGGUAAUGCAUUGUAAUGGGCAAGGCGUAUCAAUUACCAUCCACUCAACGUCCUCCUCGUCUCGAACGAAUUUUCUUAAUUGUCUAAAUGUUGUAAGCAUCAGAUGUCUGGUCAGAUUUAGGCAUAAUAUAUAUAUUUUUUUGCAGAAACCGGUGCAACUCACUAAUAGACACAUACGAGGGUAUUGUGUACCCAGUUGACAUCACUCCCGAUACUCCACUGAGGGUGUAUCGAUCUGCAUUCUGCCGUU